AUGAACGAUCCCUUAACAACAGAGUUCAACUACGAACAAGAUUUUAAAUAUGACGAAAGCAACGACGAGGAGGAAGAAGAAGAAUUCAUCUAUCAACCACAGGACAACUUGGAAGAGCCAGAGCGAGAAGUCAGUCAGCAAUUUGAGAAUAGCUUGCAGUUAAAUACCUCGGGUGAUAAAUCUGACGAUGAGGUUAUCGAUUCUUUAUUUAAAGCUGCAUCUAUCGGUGAUAUCGAUACACUUACUCUCAUACAACCGUCAUUCACACAAUCUAAUGAAACUAACAAGAGAUCUGGUAUUACACCUUUACACGCUGCAUCCACAAAUGGCCACUUAGAUGCCGUAAAAUACCUUAUAGAAGAAGCUGGCGCGAUUGUCGAACUCGAAGACAGAGAAGGUGAAACCGCUCUACUUAGGGCAUCACAUAAACCAUCAAAUAUACCAAUAGUCACUUAUUUACUCAGCAUCGGUGCAAAUGUCGCACACGCUGAUAAUGAUGGCUGGAAUGCUCUCCAUAAUGCUUCAGCUAACGGUUCAGAGGAUGCCGUUAGAAUUAUUCUUAACAACGCAAAUAAAUCUAUUAUUGACAGCCUUGGUGGUUUACAGGCUGGACCAGGGUAUACUGCCCUCAUGAAUGCCGCCAGUAGAGGCCACCUUGAUGUUGUAAAAUUCUUGCUCACAGAAGCAAGUGCACCAGCGGACCCAUUUAUUCGCAACAAAUCAGGUGCGACUGCCUACUCUUUAGCUGCUGAGAGUUUGCAUUUCGAUAUUUGCGAGUUCAUAUUAAACGCUGAAAAAGCCCUCGUCAAGGACCCUCUAUUAUAUAAUCCUCUUGAAUAUCACCAAUCAGUACCAAUUUACUUAUUAGAGAACCAGCGCUUGGAUUGCCGUUUGUCAACACUCGCAAAAACAGGUGGUGUCCCUCGCUGGUCAAACUCUGGAUUAGGUCAGGGAGGCAGAAGACCAAAAUGGGAGUUGCCAGACUCGCGUCCAGUCGAUCUUAGCGAUCCAUUCAAUGAUGUACAGAUACCUUCAAUCGCUAAGCCCUUCACUGUCAACUUGACGAGCAUCUCGGGCAAACCUUCGAGCAACCGAGGCGCUUACUUCUGGACUACUGAUGAUUGGCUUGUAUGGAAGUCGAUUGGUAAGGAAGAUGGUGAAGGUUGGAUGUAUGCGCAUGACUUUAGCGCACCUAACUCCGAAUGGAAGAUCAACAAGACGAAGGAAAUUGAGACGCUCGAGAAGGGCAGUGGCGUAGGAUCUAUCAAAGCUACUCAGAUGUUUGGUGGUAGAACUGGCAAGAGUGGUAGCAAAACAAGCGCUUCAGAGAAUGUUGACAAGAACUACUGGGUAAGAAGGCGAAGAUGGGUAAGAAUUCUCCAAAGAGAUCCAACUUUGACAUUACCAUACAACUCACCUGAGUUGAAAAUACCUAAAUCAAAACAAGUUGAAAUGACAGACAUUGGUGUACAAAAGAGCCCAGAAGAGCAAAAGUUAAAGCCGAAGAAGUCACAAAGCAUUAAAAAGAGUCAUUUGAACGCUAAAAGCACACCAUUUAACCCAGCAAAUGCAAUAAGUAUGUCGACACCAUCGAUGCCAACAGCGACAACGAGCUUUAGUGCUAGAUUCCCAAAGGUUUGAAUGUUAAUAAAGGAAGAAUUUUGUAAAUACCUAUUUUCAUACAUACGUACAAUCUCC
This is a messenger RNA of Wallemia mellicola CBS 633.66, 1698 nucleotides long. Its product is annotated as ankyrin. Bases 1 to 1641 code for a protein of 546 amino acids. NCBI's taxonomy places the organism in Eukaryota, Fungi, Basidiomycota, Wallemiomycetes, Wallemiales, Wallemiaceae. The transcript is spliced from 3 exons. Gene Ontology annotation, molecular function: protein binding. The record is from RefSeq and is a predicted model, not a curated record.